GCACGUUUCAAACGAUUCAAAAGUUUGAACGAAGCGAAACAAUUCGCUGAGAAAGGGCUCAGUGAAUCUGACGAAUGCGGCGGCGGGGAAUGUGCGCCAUCUGCACGUCAGCAUGCCAUCAACGAACCGUCCGUCAGUUAUCCGUCUGUUUCCGCCAAACAACAAAAUAAUCUGAAGAAAGCUAUCUUAGCAAAUGACAUAAAUGAAUUCGUUAAGUUGGUGCAGUCGAAUCCUCGCUAUCUGAUAAAUACAUCAAGUGAUACACCAGCCAUUAUCGCUGAGGGAUGUCGAUACAACGCUUUACAUAUUGCAUCACAACAUGGCAAUGUACUUUUUGUCAAUUUUAUUCUCGACUCUAUCUCUGAUUUGCAAUUAUUAGCUCAUAUUUAUGGAACUAAUGAAGAAGAUGCCCGUCUGCGGUCCAUGAAACUUUUGGAUGCGUUUUUGAAUACACCUGACAAAGGUGCCCAAGAGACUGCGCUUCAUUUUGCGUCGAAAUUUGGUCAUUUGGAUAUUGUGGAACGACUGUUGGGGUUAGACUGCUGUGAUAAGUAUGUUUUGAAUAGGUGCGGCGAACGAGCACAAGAUGUGUGUUGUAGACGUGCAUCUGACGUUAAUAAAGGCAAUAAGGAUGCCAUUCUGUCGUUAUUCAAUCAAGUUUACAUCGCCUUAUAUCGACCUAACGAUUGCUCCACUUGUGCUGUAAUCACACCACCUGGACCAAUGUCAAUUCGUGAUUCGGAUGAAUUUUACAAGAGGUGGGUGGAUGAAGGAAGAGAGAGCGGAUUAAAGGAUCCAGUGAAAGGUUACGAGCGGGUUGGACGUGUGAUGGCCAAGGAUCGCGGGAUAGGUUGGCGAGAAACAUGGCUCUUCGCGGGGGGAGUGCUUGUGGAUCUGGAUUCUAAUCACGGACUGGAAAAGUUGAAUGAACAUUUAGUGAACAAUAUGCGGGGAUUUAAUGAAUUAUUAAUUGAUGAAAGUAAGGAUGCAUGGUUGAAUUGCAUUCGAAAAAAGUUGAAUUUUGACGAGGCGCUUGAUGAAGGUGAUGAUCAGUUUGGAGAUUGUUUUGAUGGUGUCGAUAGUAUUGGUAAUAGCGAUGAUGGUGGUGAUGAUGAUAAGAAAAAUACUUCACUGGAUUACGUUACUGAAAAGAUGGCGGCAUUAAACAUGGAUUAUUCAGUUGAGAAAUUAGGAGAGGAGGACGAUACUGAUGGUAAUAAGAGUGAUGAGCAAUUUUCAACACCACCGUCAUCACCCCCCGAGUCUAUUUUUUUAUUUCGAAAUGUCCCUUCGAAAGAGGAUUCUGAUUUACUAUUGGCGCUUUCAUUGAUUGAUAAAAAAUUGAUACAAAGAUUCGGAGCGAUCAACGAAUACAUUUAUAAACUUGAAAAGGUUUCAUGUGAUAUUCGCUCCGAAUGGCCUUCGUUGGAUUCGCCGAGGGCUAAAAAAAGAAUAAAACGUGUAUAA
Molecule: messenger RNA, 1467 nt
Organism: Anisakis simplex (herring worm)
Lineage: Eukaryota; Metazoa; Nematoda; Chromadorea; Rhabditida; Anisakidae
Source: the annotation of a GenBank genome assembly